AUGCACCAGGUGCUGAUGGAUUAUCCCGGCUUCAACAUACCGCUUGCUGACUACAUUCUCAAGAACCAUCCCGCCACGCGGGUGAUCUACUACAUUCCGCCCAAUGAAUGGCUCUUCUCCUCGUCCUCCUCCCCUCGCAUCGCAUCCGUUGCUGCCUGUCACCUCGUCAUCGCCACGUACCCUGACGAGGCCGAGUUCUUCUCAUCAUUGGGAGGCAGAGUGAAGCUAUUCGGCCACCCUCUAGUGGACACCGUAGCUCAUGCUCCAAGCCGACACCAGGCCCGCGCGCAGCUUGCAAUCUCCCUGACAGCCAGGGUGGUGGCGCUGCUACCAGCAUCACGCCCACAGGAGACGUCCUUCAUUCUUCCCAUCGUGCUGUCUGCUGCUCUGCUGCUCAAACAACAAAUGCAUGAUGCAGGCGGCGAGCCGCCACUCUUUCUCCUGCCUCUGGCAGACGAGUCUUUGCGAGGGCAGGUACAGGAGCAGCUAAGGGCAUUCAACAUGCACACGAGCUGUUGGGUGCUGGAGCCACACCAGAGCCUACCAGCCAUGGCAGCAGCUGAUGCUGCUAUCACCAAGUCCGGCAGUGUGACAUUGCAGCUGGCCCUGCUCAAGGUGCCGCAAGUGGUCCUCUAUCGUCUCUCCCCUGCCACCGCUCUCCUUGCCCGAUUGCUUGUGCACUUCCGUCACCCGUUCUACUCCCUUGUCAAUCUCGUGCUGCUGGAGCCGUUGGACUCGGUCAUCGCGACAUCAGCGUCUCGAAGCUGUGAAGGACUGACCUUUCAUUGCUCUGUGAUAGCAUUUAUUGUGGCUGCAUUUCACACUGGCUUGAAGCAGAAACACGCGGAACACGGGUUUUACUUCGAUGGGGACUUCGACCACAUAACGGAGGAUCAGGGGGAGCGGGAAAGGCCCGCGCCAGGCCAGCGUCACCCGCACCCCGCCCCGCAGCACCCUCCGCACCCCGCCAACCCGCAUCAGCAGCAGCACCAGCAAGAUCCGCGCAUACACCACUCCGCGCACCACGCGCACAGGUCCCGCGCGGCGGCGGCGGGCGGGCAUCCCCGGGCUCCGCACUCCGGGAGCUACGGCAUCGGAGGUGGUCGGUAUGACGACGAUGAGUUGGAUGAGGAGGAGGGCGUGGGGUCUGUUCAGGACCGGCCGUCGCUGCAGCAGCGCGCGCACUGGCCGCAGAGUUACCGUCAAUCCAUGGACAUUUACAGUCACAUGGCAUCGCCCAGCAUUCCGAAACUCUUCAGCCCACUGUCGCACCGACUGAGCGGCGCACUCACCUCCCCACACCCCUCCCUCUCCUACCGCGGAAAGUCCCCCAUCCUCUCCGCCUCCAGCUAUACCCAACCGCAGCUGCAGCAGGGAUUGCUGCGCCAUGUUUCCGCAGCUGAGCCUGUCGGUGCUGGGCGUGCACCUGACGUUCGCCAUUCACCCUCCACCAACCCCCCGUUCCCCCGCCCUGCACAGGCAUGCUGCGUGGAGUUUCUAAUCCUGGAAGGUGACAAUCUAGGCGCCAUGUUUCCGCAGCUGGGCCUGUCGGUGCUGGGCGUGCACCUGACGUCGCGGCAUGUGUUUGUGCUCAUCUCCGCGCUCUGCAUCCUGCCCACCAUGUACCUGCGCGACCUCAGCCUCCUCUCCUACGUCUCAGACGUCACCAUCGGCCUCUUUGGCUUCUGCUACUCGGGCCAUGCUGUGUUUUCCAACAUCUACAUGUCCAUGCGCAACCGCAACGACUUCAACAAAGUGCUCUACUGCAGCUUCAUCCUGUGCACGCUCAUCUAUGGCGGCAUGGCAGUGAUGGGCUUCACCAUGUUUGGGAGUGCGCUGGAGAAUCAGAUCACGCUUAACCUGCCCCGCCAGUUCAUUGCCUCCAAGAUCGCCAUCUGGACCACUCUGCCUGCCCAGUUCAUCGCCUCCAAGAUCGCCAUCUGGACCACUGUGACUCUAUACCAUCGCCGCGUCCCCCCAAGCACAUACGCGCUCUCCAUAAUGCCAGUGGCGCUGUGUCUGGAGGAGCUCCUCCCUUUAGAGCUCCCGUACUCUCCAGACUACCGCCGGGCAUCCCUCACCAUCCGCACUGCACUCAUCGUCUCCACUGUCGCUGUAGCCCUACUCGUGCCUUUCUUCGGUUACGUGAUGGCAUUCAUUGGUUCGUUUCUUAGCAUGACAGUGUCUGUCAUGCUGCCCUGUGCCUGCUACCUUCGCAUCCUUGGGCCUAAAGCCACACUCUCUCAGCACCUGUUGUGCUAUCUCCUCAUAAGCAUAGGCUUCGUCUGUGCAGUAGCCGGCACAGAUACCAUACCCACUUGUGCCUGUAGGGUGGGUUGGGAGAUGAAGGAGGAGGAGGAGGAGGAGGAGGAGGAGGAGGAGGAGGAGGAGGAGGAGGAGGAGGAGGAGGAGGAGGAGGAGGAGGAGGAGGAGGAGGAGGAGGAGGAGGAGGAGGAGGAGGAGGAGGAGGAGGAGGAGGAGGAGGUGCGCGGGGAGAGGGUGGGGUGA
Messenger RNA from Closterium sp. Yama58-4, 2508 nucleotides. NCBI's taxonomy places the organism in Eukaryota, Viridiplantae, Streptophyta, Zygnematophyceae, Desmidiales, Closteriaceae. The record is from the annotation of a GenBank genome assembly.